AUGGCAGUCCGUCAGUUCCUCGCGGCAUCUUGCCUGGCCAAGGAGAUUGAUGCCCCUCGCCAACAAGGAUUCCUCAUCAUCAUGGGUGGCUUUCAUUUCUUCAAACGAAGUCGAGGAUCGUCGCAGAAUUGGGCUGAGGCUGGAAAGAAAGCCUUGGAGGAGAAUCAACCAUUGGUCAAAAAAUCGGUCAUCGAAGCGAGAGACGGACGUAGCCGGCUGCCAAGCCAAAAGACGACCAAUCCAUUCGAAGAGGGGUUUGGAGAACCUGUUCACCCUCUCGAUGAGUUUGAUGUCUGUCGUCUUCUCAAGGCUAGUAAGCUUUACCUGCCUACAUCUGCCGAGCUGGAAGACAAGUACAAGAGUGAUGGACUUGCAAAGCUCCUCGUCGUGGUCCAAACGCUCUGGUUCAUUGCUCAAUGUAUUGCACGCAAGGUCAGCAAACUCCCGCUCACGGAGCUCGAGGUCAUUACGCUUGGGUAUACCCUGCUCACCGUGGCUAUGUACAUUGCAUGA
This is a messenger RNA of Serendipita indica DSM 11827, 513 nucleotides long. Lineage: Eukaryota; Fungi; Basidiomycota; Agaricomycetes; Sebacinales; Serendipitaceae. The record is from the annotation of a GenBank genome assembly.